UAUAUAGUGAAAUAUUAUUGCCCAACGACAAUGACAAAUGGUCGUUAAUAACAGAUCUCGUUAUGAUGAAAAUGAUACUCAUUACAGAACUAUACUUACGUCGAAACUGAGAGAAUACUCUCAUAUUCAAUGUUUUUUAACAUGUCUGGCAUUUCGUUUCGCUCGUUAGAGUUACAUAAGUAUUUUUAUUUUCGAAAAUACACUGGAACAAAAAACGUGAUUAUCUGAAGAGUCAUCAUUCAGCUAUCGUCUAGAAAACUUGUGGAUCUUGAUAAAAAUUGAAACAUUAGUAUAAAUCAACGAUAAUUGUGACAUUAAAAUGGCUACGAGCGUGCAAGUUCGACGAAUUUUUAUGAGACAAAUGUCUUUGAAUUCUCCUACACUACCAAAAACUUCUCAACGAGUACAAGAAUUCAGAGACCAGUUAAAAAGGGAUUCUCAGCCUGGAAUGCUAGUCGAUACUUUUGGAAGAUUUCAUACUUACUUAAGAAUAUCUGUCACGGAACGAUGCAAUUUGAGAUGUCUUUACUGUAUGCCAGAAGAAGGUGUGAAAUUAACGCACAGGGAUGGAAUUUUGAAGACUGAUGAAAUCAUUCAGAUAGCAGAUAUUUUUGUCAAGAAAGGAGUAAAAAAAAUUCGGCUGACUGGUGGCGAGCCUACCGUGAGGAAAGAUAUUGUGGAUAUAGUCGGGAGAUUGAGAGAGUUGGAUGGUCUAGAACAAAUUGGCAUCACUACGAAUGGACUAACGUUGACCAGACAAUUACCAGCUCUUCAAAGAGCAGGUCUCGACGCCCUCAACAUUUCUCUGGACUCUUUGCACGAGGAACGUUUUGAGAAAUUCACUCGUCGUAAGGGCUGGAAAAGGGUGAUUGCUGGAAUCGAUUUAGCAAUUCAAUUGGGCUAUAAUCCUGUCAAAAUAAACUGUGUCGUUAUGCGAGGGUUCAAUGACGACGAGCUCGUUGAUUUUGUCAAAUUGACCCGCGACAAACCGAUCGACGUUAGAUUUAUUGAAUAUAUGCCAUUUUCUGGUAACAAAUGGAAUGAAACAAAAAUGGUUUCUUUUGAAGAAAUGAAAAUUAUCAUUAGGCAGGAAUUUCCCGACUUUGAAGCUCUCCAAGGCACACCCAACGAUACUGCAAAGCCGUACAGUGUGCCUGGAUUCCUGGGACGAGUCGGUUUCAUAACGUCGAUGAGCCAGCAUUUCUGCAAUUCCUGCAAUCGCUUGAGAAUAACGGCCGACGGAAAUUUGAAAGUUUGUCUCUUCGAAGGCAAAGGCGAAGUUUCAUUGCGGGAUGCUCUACGAAAUGGUGCAUCAACCGAUGCACUGGAAGAAAUGAUUGGUCGUGCAGUUCAACGCAAGAAAAAACAACACGCUGGUAACUACGUGAAAUAUUUGUCCGACGAUUUGAAACUUCCAAAAAAAGUAGGACAAAUUUGGGAAAAUACCGAAGGAUUGUUCGUUGCAUCAGCGAGCGUAUUUCGAGCGUUGUCGAGUAACAAAAUGUUGAGACAAUUCAGCUCGUCUACGUUAUCGCAUGUUGAUGACAGUGGUAAGGCCAGGAUGGUCAAUGUGGGUGAAAAAAAUGUAACAUCCCGUGUCGCCAAAGCACGUGGAUUUGUCUCCGUAGGACCUGAAGUGAGUCGUCUCGUUGCUGAGAACAAUAUGAAAAAAGGUGAUGUUCUGGUCGUUGCUCAACUCGCUGGGAUACUGGCAGCCAAAAAAACAGCUGAUUUGAUACCUCUUUGUCACACUUUAGCGUUGACCUACGUUAAUGUUACGGUUAAACUUAACCCUGACCUUGAUAGGAUCGAAAUCCAAUCGGAAGUCCGGUGUAGCGGUAAAACUGGGGUUGAAAUGGAAGCCUUGACGGCUGUUAGUGUUUCUGCACUCACAGUUUAUGACAUGUGCAAGGCUGCCGCUUCUCCCUCCAUUUUACAAAUUAGUGCAAUAGAAUUAAUUUCAAAAACCGGUGGAAAAAGCGGUGAUUACUUUAAAGAUGAAACAAAGGUUUAACGCAGUUUUUACUUUGCAGUGCAAAGAUAAAAAUGGAUAAUUUUCUCACUCUGCAUAAUAUUAACGUAACAUUCCAUUUCUUUAUGUAAAUAUUCAUUAGACAUACGAAGAAUAUUUUCGAAACUUUCUUUUAAUGUCGCAUUCUUCCACAAUACGCUGACAUAUUUACAAAAUGUUAUAUUUUUCUACGAUAUUUACAGGGAUAUAUUGUUGUUAUUUCUGGUGAUUAUAAAAAUGGGUAAAAAAACA
Molecule: messenger RNA, 2263 nt
Organism: Venturia canescens
Lineage: Eukaryota; Metazoa; Arthropoda; Insecta; Hymenoptera; Ichneumonidae
Gene: Mocs1
Product: Molybdenum cofactor synthesis 1
Exons: 6
Coding region: 320-2014 (564 amino acids)
Biological process (GO): Mo-molybdopterin cofactor biosynthetic process
Molecular function (GO): 4 iron, 4 sulfur cluster binding; GTP 3',8'-cyclase activity; cyclic pyranopterin monophosphate synthase activity
Source: RefSeq, a predicted model, not a curated record